Messenger RNA from Mesocestoides corti, 1194 nucleotides. Lineage: Eukaryota; Metazoa; Platyhelminthes; Cestoda; Cyclophyllidea; Mesocestoididae. The record is from the annotation of a GenBank genome assembly.
AUGAAAAUGGCUUCGGAAGACGGAGAUGUCGUCACUCCGUGGGAUGUAAAAGCGGCUUCUGAGUCUGGUGUAGACUAUGCCAAGCUGACUGAGCGCUUUGGCUGUUCCAAGAUUGAGCCCGAUCUUAUCGAGCGUUUUGAAAAGGCGACGGGCAAACGCGCCCACCACUUUAUCCGACGAGGCAUUUUUUUCGCCCACCGUGAUCUUGACCAAUUACUAACGCGGUACGAGAGCGGCAAACCCUUCUACCUCUACACUGGCCGUGGGCCCUCUUCGACGUCGCUUCACGUCGGCCACCUGAUCCCGUUCAUUCUGACGAAGUGGAUCCAGGAGGUCUUCAAUGUUCCGUUAGUCAUCCAGUUGACAGACGAUGAGAAGUUCCUUUGGAAGAAUAUCUCUCUGACUGAUGUCAUUAAACUCGCCAGGGAAAACGCGAAAGACAUCAUCGCCGUGGGAUUCGAUCCCAAAAAGACGUUCAUCUUUAAUAACUUUACAUACAUGGGCCAGUGUCCAGAGUUCUACCGGACUGUCGUCAGCAUCCAACGCAUGGUCACGUACAACCAGGCUCGUGGCAUAUUCGGUUUCACGGACAACGACUGCAUCGGGAAAAUCGCCUUCCCCGCAGUCCAGGCGGCGCCCUCUUUUGCCACGGCCUUUCCGCACAUCUUUCCGGAUCCGGACAAGGCCAAGGACAUCGGCUGCCUGAUCCCCUGCGCGAUCGACCAGGACCCCUACUUCCGCAUGACGCGCGACGUCGCACCGCGCAUCGGCAUGCUCAAGCCCUCGCUCAUGCUCUCCUCGUUCUUCCCGGCGCUCCAGGGCAACGUGACGAAAAUGAGCGCCUCGGACGUCAACUCGGCCAUCUUCCUCACGGACACGCCCAAACAGAUCAAAACAAAGAUCAACAAGUACGCCUUUUCUGGAGGCGGUGCCACCGUUGAGGAGCACAGAGCCAAGGGAGGCAAUUGUGACGUCGACGUCUCCUAUCAGUACCUCCGUUUCUUCCUCGAGGAUGACGCCAAACUCGAGCAGAUUCGCAAGGACUAUACCUCCGGUGAUUUACUGACAGGCAAUUUGAAGAAGGAACUGAUAGCUGUCCUUACCGACCUGGUAACUAAGCACCAGCAGCAACGAGCCCAAAUCACAGACGCGAUGGUCGACGAGUUUAUGCGUCCUCGUCGGUUGGAAAUGUAG